AUGGAGCGGAGAUCAGAUACACGGCAGCUGGAAAAAAUAGCUUACGCUAUCAUGAUCACGGCAAGAAAGUUGCGCCCCUACUUUUUAUCACACAAAAUCAUCGUCAGAACAGCGUUGCCUUUUCAGCAAAUUUUGGGAAGGCCAGACCUCGCAGGUAGAAUGGUAAAAUGGGCCAUUGAAUUGGGUGAAUAUGAUGUGAUGUUCGAACCCCGUACAACCAUUAAGGUGCAGGCCUUGGCUGACUUUAUCCAAGAGACCACGAGAUGGCCGUUGCGAGGACCAUGGACGGCGCAGGUUGACGGCUCCGUCAUCAAGGAAGGGUGUGGAGUCGGAAUAUAUAUCGAAUCACCAGAAGAUGGAGCUUACCAGUUUGCGAUCAAGUUCGAGGACAAGCUGUCGAAUAAUGAGACAGAAUAUGAGGCAGUGAUAAGGGCCGCCCACAUCUUGAAGGAGCUCAGAGCAGACACAACCAUAAUCAAGACCGAUUCACAACUAGUAGCCCAACAGCUGAGAGGUGAAUGUGAGGUUCGAGAUGACAGAAUGAGAGCUUAUUAUGAUCAGAUGCAGCAACUCAAGGAAAAAUUUGAAGAACUGGAAAUAGUACAAGUACCCCGAGAAGAAAAUCGAAGGGCUGAUCUGCUAGCAAGGAUGGCCAGCGCCGUCGAACAAUCAUGGAACGAUGAAGUCACGCUCCUAUUCGAGCCAAAGAGGAGUCCAGAAGUCCAAGUCUGCGCCGUCGAAGCGGGGAAUGAUUGGCGAGCCCCAAUAAUUCAUUUCUUACGCACAUGGGAAAGAAUGGAGGGAAACACAACAAAGUACGCUAGAUAUGAGAAUUUUUGCUUGAUCAGCAACCAGCUUUAUAAGAGAUCUUUCACACAUCCGUUCCUCAAAUGUUUAUCAUCGGAAGAGGCAGAGUUUGCUCUAAAGGAAAUCCAUCAGGGAUGCUGUGGGAACCACGCGGGAUACAAAGACUUGACCAGAAAAAUCAUCAGAGCAGGUUUUUAUUGGCCUGGCAUCGACAGGGAUACCAAAGCUUAUGUAAAGAAGUGUGCAUCUUGCCAAAGACAUGCGCCAAGAAUCAACGUCCCUAGGGGAGGAAAUGGGGAUAAUGUACUCAGCACAUCCCUUCGACAAAUGGGGAAUUGA
This is a messenger RNA of Salvia miltiorrhiza (redroot sage), 1146 nucleotides long. RefSeq lists its product as uncharacterized. Lineage: Eukaryota; Viridiplantae; Streptophyta; Magnoliopsida; Lamiales; Lamiaceae. The record is from RefSeq and is a predicted model, not a curated record. Gene Ontology annotation, molecular function: RNA-DNA hybrid ribonuclease activity; nucleic acid binding. The transcript has a single exon. The coding region runs from base 1 to 1146 and encodes 381 amino acids.